Molecule: messenger RNA, 3385 nt
Organism: Polypterus senegalus (gray bichir)
Lineage: Eukaryota; Metazoa; Chordata; Cladistia; Polypteriformes; Polypteridae
Gene: cherp
Product: calcium homeostasis endoplasmic reticulum protein
Exons: 18
Coding region: 133-2874 (913 amino acids)
Biological process (GO): RNA processing; intracellular calcium ion homeostasis
Cellular component (GO): perinuclear region of cytoplasm
Molecular function (GO): RNA binding
Source: RefSeq, a predicted model, not a curated record
AGAGACGCUGGAGGCGGGUGCGUGUAUGGUGUAGCUCACUCUUGAAUGUGUUGUUAGUUAUUUAGUUUGUUUUUAAUCUUUCUCUUUUACCGUGAGCCGGGGGACCCCUCCUGAUUUCACAGGUUAACAGCUAUGGACAUGCCGCCACCUCCUGAAGAUCAAGAGCUGAGGAAUGUGAUUGACAAGCUUGCUCAAUUUGUGGCUCGAAAUGGACCAGAAUUCGAGAAGAUGACUAUGGAGAAACAGAAAGAAAACCCAAAGUUUUCCUUCCUGUUUGGUGGAGAUUUCUUCGGUUACUACAAAUACAAACUUGCUGUGGAACAACAGCAGUUGCUGUGUAAGCAACAAGGACAGGACACUCCAGAUCCCCAGCCCUCAUUACAGAACCUCCCACCACCUCCUCCACCAAUCCCACCAAACACCCCUUCAGUGGAUGAACUUAUCCAGCAAAGUCAAUGGAACCUGCAGCAGCAGGAGCAGCAUCUGCAUACACUUCGGCAGGAGCAAGUUACUGCAGCCAUUAUGCAUGCCAUGGAGCAACAAACAAAGAAGCUGUUAACAGAAACUCAGCUGGACGUGAACGAAUUUGACAACCUGCUGCAGCCCAUCAUAGACACCUGUACAAAGGAUGCCAUCUCGGCUGGAAAGAACUGGAUGUUUAACAAUGCCAAAACAUCUCAGCACUGUGAAUUAAUGGCUGAACAUUUGCGCAAUCGCAUCACAGCUGAUGGUGCUCACUUUGAGCUCAGGCUGCACCUGAUUUAUCUCAUCAAUGAUGUCCUGCACCACUGUCAGAGAAAGCAGCAACGGGACCUGCUGACAGCUCUACAAAAGGUGGUAGUGCCCAUUUACUGUACAAGUUUUCUUGCUGUAGAGGAGGACAAACAACAAAAAAUUGCCAGACUUCUACAACUCUGGGAAAAGAACGGUUAUUUUGAUGAGCAAAUAAUCCAGCAGUUGCAAAGUCCAGCCCUUGGCCUUGGACAGUACCAGGCGUCUUUAAUUACAGAAUAUGCUGCUGUUGUACAACCUGUCCAGUUAGCAUUUCAGCAGGAGAUUCAGACUCUGAAAACCCAACAUGACGAGUUUGUCAGUACUUUAAAACAGCAGCAGCAACAGCAGCAAGCAGCUGCUCAGCUGGCAGCUGUAGAAGCUGAAGUGAAGCAAGCCCCACCCCCAGUGACACCCACAGCCCCUCCUCCAGCAAAUCUAGUGGAGCCUAAGACAACCCUGGCACCUCCUCCAGCUGCAGAUUAUGAUACACCUCCACCUGUUGCACAGGAUCCUGUUCCACCCACAGCCGCUGCUGCAACCAGAGUGCCAAAUGAUCCCAUUCCACCUUCAAAGCCCACUUGGUUUGAACCUCAGCAUACUCCAGCUUGGAACCAGCAACAGCAGCCAUUUGAGCAGCCACCCUUCCCACCUCCUCAGGGGCCACCUCCAUGCCCACCGUGGAACAGCCACGAGGGGAUGUGGAAUGAACAGCGGGAUCCAAAUCCAAACUGGAAUAACCAACGGGAAGCAGCACCUUGGAACAAUCCACCCGAGCCCAACUGGAACAACCAAUUUGAAGGACCUUGGAACAAUCAAGCUGAGCAGCCACCAUGGGGACAGAGGGAACCUCCUUUCCGAAUGCAGCGGCCUCCUCAUUUCCGAGGUCCGUUUCCACCACACCAGCAACCCCCGCAGUUUACCCAGCCUCCUCAUCCACAUAAUUUUAACCGCUUCCCGCCACGAUUCAUGCAAGAUGAUUUCCCACCCCGCCAUCACUUUGAUCGGCCACCGUAUCCACCUCAUCGCUUUGACUAUCCACAGGGGGACUUUCCUGGAGAUAUGGGCCCUCCUCAUCAUCAUCCUGGCCAUCGAAUACCACCACCAGGAAUGGAAAACCACCCACCUUGGGCAGGGCCACAACAUCCAGAUUUUGGGCCACCCCCCCAUGGCUUUAAUGGACAGCCUCCUCAUCUGAGACGGCAGGGCCCUUCUCACAUGAAUCAUGAUGAUCCCAGCUUGGUGCCCAAUGUGCCCUACUUUGACCUGCCUGCAGGGCUUAUGGCCCCUCUUGUCAAGCUUGAGGACCAUGACUACAAGCCUUUGGACCCUAAGGAUAUUCGCCUUCCACCACCAAUGCCCCCCAGUGACCGGCUGCUUGCUGCUGUUGAGGCUUUUUACAGCCCACCUUCUCAUGACAGACCAAGAAACAGUGAGGGAUGGGAACAGAAUGGCCUGUAUGAAUUCUUCAGAGCAAAAAUGAGAGCAAGACAGAAGAAGUCUCAAGAUAAACGAAACAGUUCCCGUGGCAGUCCCUCCUGCAGCCGUUCCAGAAGUCGGGGCAGGUCCUCAUCUCGCUCCAGCUCCCAUUCCUCCAAGUCUUCACGUUCUUCCUCCAGAUCCCGUUCCAGAUCACAUUCACGCUCCAGGUCAUACUCACGGUCACAUUCCAGGAGUCAAUCCCAGUCAUCACGCAGCAGGUCACGCUCCAGAUCAAGGUCUCGGUCUCGCUCAUACACUCCAGAAAAGAGGAGGAGGUCAAAGUCUCGUAGCCCAACACCCCCAUCCACAUCUGGACUUGGCACCGUUCCUCCUCCAAUAAUACCAGAUCAGAGGCUGGGAGAAGAGAAUAAGGGUCACCAAAUGCUAAUGAAAAUGGGCUGGAGUGGAUCUGGUGGUCUUGGCCUCAAGGAGCAAGGAAUUCAGGAUCCCAUUAAAGGAGGGGACGUACGUGACAAGUGGGACAAGUACAAAGGUGUGGGUGUCUCUCUGGAUGAUCCAUAUGAGAAUUACAGGAGGAACAAAAGCUACUCGUUUAUUGCACGCAUGAAAGCAAGGGAUGAAGUUAAACCGGACCCGCAAGAACAAGCAGAACAGGAGUAGCCACUCCCAUCACAUCAGGUUCUGCCGUGUCUUUGUGUUGUCUUUUUUUUUUUUCUGAGAUACUCUCUACUCUUUUAUUACAGAAAACAAUCAUUCUUAAAAUCAUUCUUACUUUCAAGUUUCUCAGCUUCAUUUUCAUGCAAUGUGCAGAACUAUUUCCUGUCGUAUAAACUGGACUUUACUGCCCAGACAUCUUUUACUUUAAAAUAAGUUGGGAGGAUUUUGAAAAACUGUUUCUUCUGAAAAUUCAUACCACCAGAGCAGCUUUUUUUUUAAUGCUGGAAAGUACAACCAUCUAUUUAUCGAGUAUAUAUGGUAAUAUGAUAAAUAUGAAGAGUUUUGUAGUUUUUAAACAAAAGCAGAUGUCACCAUCUUGAUUUGAGCUAUAGAGAUACUUUGUUUUUUAUUAUUAUUUUUUUUAAGCCAUUAAUUGAGCUUACAUUGUAAAUUGUUGAUAGGUCUCUCAGUGUUACAUUUGUGUUACCAAUAAAACUUCAUUAUGUUAAAUUGU